Messenger RNA from Tarenaya hassleriana, 2416 nucleotides. Its product is annotated as transcription factor MYC2-like. Gene Ontology annotation, cellular component: nucleus. Lineage: Eukaryota; Viridiplantae; Streptophyta; Magnoliopsida; Brassicales; Cleomaceae. The transcript has a single exon. The record is from RefSeq and is a predicted model, not a curated record. Gene Ontology annotation, biological process: regulation of DNA-templated transcription. Gene Ontology annotation, molecular function: transcription cis-regulatory region binding; protein dimerization activity; DNA-binding transcription factor activity. The coding region runs from base 350 to 2191 and encodes 613 amino acids.
CGGGUGACACUUAGAAUUAAAUCCUGACCGACCAAUAUUUGCCGAGUAGAUCCGACCUCGAAUCACAACCGUACGAUCUCACCAGGUUUGGUCUCGCCGAGUAGAUCCGACGUCUAACUCGUUGAAUCGCCACUCGAGCGUUCACCGAAGCUUCUGUGCCCCUACUCUUUACUACAGGCGUCUGCCUGAGACGAUGACACGUGUCCAUCUAGUAAGAUAUAUUACGUAUUUGCCCCUGAUAUUCGAACCAGUUAAAAUCCCAAAUGCCACUCCGUUUCUCUAGCAUCCACCUCAUCCCUCUCUCUCUAAAAAAAAAAUUAUUCGCGUUUGCCGGUGACCGGUGCAUGGAAUGACGGACUACAGGCUUCCGGCGACGAUGAAUCUGUUAACCACCGACGAUAACGCCUCCAUGAUGGAAGCUUUCAUUAACUCCUCCGACCUCUCGGAUCUCUGGCCACCGCCGCCGGCUGCUCCGGCGAGUCAGCCGCAGAAUGCGCCGGCGAUUGUUCCGCCGGGUUUAUGUCAGGAGACUCUCCAGCAACGCCUUCACGCUCUGAUCGAAGGAGCUCACGAGGGUUGGACAUACGCCAUAUUCUGGCAACUCUCGUACGAUUUCUCCGGCGCCGCCGUGCUCGGCUGGGGAGACGGCUAUUACAAGGGCGAGGAAGACAAGGCUUGUCCCAGGCCGAGGGCGACGACGUCGUUCUCGUCUUCGGCAGAUCAAGAGCACCGUAAAAAGGUCCUCCGGGAGCUGAACUCGCUGAUCUCAGGCGGAGCUCUCCCCUCCGACGACGCCGUUGAUGAGGAAGUGACCGAUACGGAGUGGUUUUUCCUGGUCUCGAUGACUCAGAGCUUCGCCAGUGGAUCGGGAUUGGCGGGAAAGGCGUUCUCGACGUCGAACCCAGUUUGGGUUGCCGGAUCUGAUCAGCUUUCCGGGUCGGAUUGCGAGCGGGCCGGGCAAGGUGGGGUUUUCGGGUUGCAGACCAUCGCGUGUAUACCUUCGGCGAACGGAGUUGUGGAGCUCGGGUCGACGGAGAUAAUCCGACAGAGCUCGGACCUUAUGAACAAGGUCAGAAUCCUUUUCAAUUUGGACGGCGGACAGUGGAGCGGCGACCCGGAUCAAGGAGAGAACCACCCGUCCAUGUGGAUCUCUGACCCGAUUUGUGGAGAACCAGGAACAAACGAACCGGGUCAUGGAGCUCCGAGUUCAAACUCGCAGCUUUUCUCCAAGUCUUUGCUGAUGGAGAACGGUAGUUCGAGCCCCAUAACCGAGAAUCCGAACCCUACUUUGGUUCACUCCCUGACCCAGAACCUUAAGUACAACGAUUUCUCCCGAGAGAUAAAUUUCUCGACUUUAAAUUCAAAUUUGGCCAGGCCCCGAUCCGGCGAGAUCCUCAACUUCGGCGAGGAUGCCAAACGGUGCCCCGGAAACCCGAACCCGGGUCUGUAUUCGGGUCAGUCCCAGUUCCUAACCAGCGACAUCAAGAGGAAGACGAAAUCCAUCGGAAUAACCGAGGACACGGUUCUCUCCUUCGGCGUCGCCGGUGAUAAAUCCGGCGACUCCGACCACUCUGAUCUCGAAGCCUCCGUCGUGAAGGAGGCGGUGCCAGAGAAACGCCCGAGAAAACGGGGACGAAAACCGGCGAACGGCCGUGAAGAACCGCUGAACCACGUGGAGGCGGAGCGGCAAAGACGCGAAAAACUGAACCAGCGAUUCUACGCGUUACGAGCAGUGGUGCCCAACGUGUCGAAAAUGGACAAGGCGUCGCUGUUGGGAGACGCCAUCGCGUACAUCAACGAGUUAAAAUCUAAGCUGCAAAAGGUCGAAUCCGAGAAAACUCAGGUCGAGUGCCAAGUCGAGAGCUUGAAGGGGGAGCUCGCGGGACAAAACGCAAACGCAGGUGUGGUAGGGGACGUCGGAGAUUCGUACUCUUCAGUCAGCAAACGGACAGGGGUCGAGAUCGAAGUGAAGAUCAUUGGAUGGGACGCGAUGAUCAGAAUCGAGUCGAGCAAACGCAAUUAUCCGGCGGCGCGAUUGAUGUCGGCGUUGAGGGAUUUGGAGCUUGAAGUGAAUCACGCGAGCAUGUCUGUGGUGAACGAUCUGAUGGUACAACAAGCGACUGUGAAGAUGGGGUUCAGAAUCUACACGCAAGAUCAGCUCAGGGCGGGGCUGAUUUCCAAAUUCGGAUAAAUUGUGGGGUCAUUUUGUCAUUAACUCUUUCUAGAGCGGCUAAUUAUUUAUUUCGUAGUUUCUAAUUUUCAAGGGGUUUAAAAAAAUGUUCUAAAGUAGAGCGACAAAAAAGGUUCUUGAUUGCUCAUCUACUCAUAUAUAUAUAUGUAUGUAUACAUUAUCAGAGAUGGGUCUGUACUAUUUUAUUCCACAAGGUAACGACGUGUAUAUACGAAAUAUGUGUUA